AUGGGUGUCUCCGGUACGCUGGGGGCGAAUAUCAUCGCCCGUGACGCGGAUCUCAUCAUUGUGGUAGGUUCCCGCUUGAGUGAUUUCAUUACAGCCUCAAAGACCGCAUUCCAGCAUCCGGAUGUGCGCUUCAUCACCAUCAACGUAGCGGAGUUUGACGCUGCCAAACACGCAGCACUAUCGCUGACCGCAGAUGCGCGCGUAACGCUUGAAGAACUCGGUGACGCCGUUCAAGGCUACCAUGUCAAUCUGGACUACGCUGCCCAAAUCGCAAAAUUGCGUGAGGAAUGGGACGCCGAGGUAGACCGAAUCUAUCACCCGGAUCACAGCGAGACCCUCAGUCAGGGCGAAGUGAUUGGGGUAGUGAACGAGUUCUCAGAUCCGAAGGAUGUGCUUAUUGGUGCGGCGGGCAGCCUACCGGGCGACGUCCAAAAGCUGUGGCGCACUCGCGACCCCAAAGGGUAUGAUGUGGAGUUCGGCUACUCCUGCAUGGGCUACGAGGUUGCAGGCGGGUUAGGGAUCAAGAUGGCAGAUCCAAGUCGCGAGGUCUACGUGCUGGUCGGUGAUGGCUCUUACCUGCUGAUGGGACAGGAGAUUAUGACGGCAGUUCAGGAAGGGUACAAACUGACCAUCGUGCUGGUGAACAACUACGGUCACAGCAGCAUCAACGGGCUUUCCGAGGCAACAGGCGCACAGGGAUUUGGAACGAAAUUCCUAUAUCGUAACGAUGCCACGGGUCAGCUUGACGGUGAGACGUUGCCGGUGGAUUUGGUUGCGAAUGCCGCAAGCCUUGGGGCACGCGUCAUUGAGGUAGAUUCGGCAACGAGCCUGAAAACGGCACUCGGAGAGGCGAAGGCGUCUGAUCGCACAACGGUGAUCAAGGUCGAUGUCGAUUUUGAGAAGCGCGUCCCCAGCUACGAAUCGUGGUGGGAUGUGCCCAUCGCCGAAGUCUCUGAGGUAGGCACCGUGCAGCAAGCGUACGAGGAAUAUGAGACUGCCAAGCAGAAGGAGCGUUAUUUCCUGUAA
Molecule: messenger RNA, 1026 nt
Organism: Geodia barretti
Lineage: Eukaryota; Metazoa; Porifera; Demospongiae; Tetractinellida; Geodiidae
Source: the annotation of a GenBank genome assembly